Molecule: messenger RNA, 1277 nt
Organism: Hylaeus anthracinus
Lineage: Eukaryota; Metazoa; Arthropoda; Insecta; Hymenoptera; Colletidae
Product: bile salt-activated lipase-like
Exons: 4
Coding region: 1-810 (269 amino acids)
Source: RefSeq, a predicted model, not a curated record
AUGUUCGACCUACCCUUUGGAAUAAAUUGCGACGAGGUAGCGGUAAACCCUGUGUUACCAUUGCCACUUCAUUAUUUAUGGGCACACGACAGUGCUGUUCCAAUUAUGGCAGGAUACACGUCGGGCGAAUCCAUCAUGUUUUUCAAUGAUAAUAAAAAGGAAGCGGUGGAUAACUACAAUCGUAAUCUACCCGAGUACACGAAACUCUUAAGUGGGUUCAAAGAGUUAACACCCGCGGAAAACGAUGAUUUAUUAAAAGACGUCAAGAAUCGAUACUUUGAUGGACAAGCAAUUAGCAGGGAUAAAGUGGACUCGUUUCUGCGUUUGAUGACUGACAUCUACAUUGGCAUUCCCACCAAGUUAUUCAUUGAAGAUCGUGUAAAAAGGACAUCCAUGUAUACUUACUUUUACAGAUUCAAGUAUGUCGGAAAUGAAAAAUCGUUGACGGAACUCAGAUCGAAACGUCUAGUCAAUGAGGCAACUAAUGGGGACGAACUGCCGUAUCUGUUCUACUUGCCUUCGUGCAAAGUUGACAAUCCUGAACCACCAGCUAUUGGCACGAAAGAUAGAGUUGUUAUGGAGCGUAUGACAACCAUGUGGACCAAUUUCGCUAAGACAGGGCAUCCAGCACUACGAAGGAAUGAUUUAAUCAAGACCGCUUGGAAAGUUGCGGCUAAGAAUGAGUUGAAUAUUUUAGAAAUUGGCGAAGAGUGUGAGUUGAUAGUCACGGAACCGCACGUGUUAACCACCAAGGAAAAGUUCACUAUCACUGCAGAAUCGAACGAAGAAAUUAUAAAUACGUCAGAGUAAAUUACAUGCACCGCUGAAUGGGUAAUGGCAAGCAUACCUUCCGUGUGUGUAUACAAAUUGCUCAUUGACAGAUUGUCAGUAAUAUAUAUAUAUAUUUCAUGCGGUGAUUCUGCAGGCUAAAGAAAGACAAAAAUAAAAAAUUAUGAAAAUACGUUUGAGACGUUAAAAUUUCAUAAAAUUUUGCCUUUAUUAUAGGAGAUACAGAAGAAGUUUAUUUAACAUCUUUGUGUAAAAUUUAAAUCUUCUUGAGAUAUAGUCCAAACGUUUUAAAAUAUGUGCACAAAUUACGAAUAUAUGAAAAAAAAAGCAAAAGACUACAAGUAGUAACCAUCAUGGGACUCAUAGAAGAAGAUAUAAAAAAAAUCUUUGUUUUAUAACAGCAUGUAUUUAAUAAUACCUUUGACAAAAGCUGGUCAAGAAUUCCAGGCUAUGGUGGUGAUAACCUAAUAAAGUUGAUGCUCUCCGUG